CACUCAUAUAUUCUCUCUCCCUCUCUCUCUCUCUCUCUCUCUGAGAUACACACACACACACACGCUCCUGGAUUUGCAGAAGACAGACAUCUAGGGCACUUCUUGGCAUCCACAGGAAAAUCAUAUGGGAUUAAAAAAACACAGCAGAAUUGCUGAAAGCUUCCUCUCAAGGAUUACAACUUCACCUUUUGCUUUUACGGAUGCUUGUUUACUAUCCAUGUGGUAACCUCUGGACAGCCAGUAAUCCAUUCAUUAUCCACACUGAUUGAGUGCAGGAGUAGUGCAGUGGCAACUACUUCACUCAGCUGACGGCAGACGACAAAAGGAGGGAAAUGAUGAAUUCAGACAAUUUAACCUCCCAAAGCUUCCUCUCUGCGAUUCACAGCAACGCGAGCAAUUUAUUCUCAGGGCUCCAGUUUGUUCAGACCUUCAAGCCACUCAUCAUCCCCUGCUACUCACUAGUGGUUUUUAUUGGUGUCAUUGGGAAUUACCUUCUCAUUUAUGUUAUCUGCAAGACCAAAAAAAUGCACAAUGUCACCAACUUUCUGGUAGGCAAUCUGGCUUUUUCAGACAUGCUCAUGUGUGCGACCUGUGUACCCCUGACACUCGCGUAUGCCUUUGAGCCCAGAGGAUGGGUAUAUGGGCGUUUCAUGUGCUACUUUGUUUUCCUGAUGCAGCCCGUCACUGUGUUUGUGUCUGUCUUCACGCUGACUGUCAUAGCUGUGGAUAGGUAUUACGCCAUGGUGCACCCAUUCCGCAGGAGGCUCACAAUCCCUAUUUGUGCUUAUAUCCUGGCCGCUAUUUGGCUGCUGAGCUGUACCUUGGCUGCCCCAGCCUUGGUCCACACUUACCACGCGGAGUUCCCAGAACUGGACUUCUCCAUCUGUGAGGAGUUUUGGUUCCACAUGAAAAGAGAUCGCUUAGCUUACGCCUACAGCACCCUCAUCAUCACCUACAUACUGCCUUUGGCUGUCAUCUCCCUGUCCUACCUGAGAAUCUCAGUCAAGCUGAAAAACCGUGUAGUCCCGGGCAACGUCACCCAGGGCCAAGCUGAGUGGGACCGAGCAAGGAGGAGAAAGACUUUUCGCUUGUUAGUCUUAGUGGUGGCAGCCUUUGGAGUCUGUUGGCUGCCUCUGCACAUCUUCAACAUGAUAAAGGACAUAGAUAUCAGCUUGAUUGACAAGCAGUACUUCAAUUUCAUCCAGCUGCUGUGCCACUGGUUUGCAAUGAUGUCUGCUUGUACCAAUGCCUUCCUCUAUGCCUGGCUCCAUGACAGCUUCAGGGGGGAGCUGAAGAAAAUGUUUGCCUGGAGAAAGAAGAAAAUUGGACCCACUACAAAUUGCAUUAUGGCCAGUGUGGUGUUGUAAAAGACAGCUGGUGGGAGUUCACUUCCUUUGCACAGUAACACUGUAAGUCUUUUCCACCAUUAAUUAGUCCUGAUUCCCGACAUUUGUCCUCAGGGCUCAAUUAUGCCACCACAAGUCCCAUGCAUAUCUUCCCCAGCAUCUCCACUCCCACUGGAGGAGAGGCAUAUGUCAGAUCCUAAAAAUGUCUUUACUUCUUUGACAGGAUUUAGAGGCCAAAGAGGUGUUAGCACAGUAAGGUAUCUUUAUGUAAACAACAGGUCCCUGCUAUCAGUUUUGGAUAUUUCCUGCUGUACAGACGUGGGAUCUGGGGACAAGGAGAAGCAAGGAUUAAUAUUGGACCCAAAUAUCUCAGUGAGGACGUGCUUUGCAUUGGGCAAAAAUUAAAUCUGCAUAUCUUUACAGAAACCAGUCUUUGGUACAGGAUCCAGAGUGGAGGACUAACAGUAUUUUUGUACUCCUCUUGGGUUAGUGCCAUG
Tyto alba (common barn owl) is the source of this 1843-nucleotide messenger RNA. It is a transcript of the gene PRLHR, whose product is annotated as prolactin releasing hormone receptor. The record is from RefSeq and is a predicted model, not a curated record. NCBI's taxonomy places the organism in Eukaryota, Metazoa, Chordata, Aves, Strigiformes, Tytonidae. Gene Ontology annotation, biological process: G protein-coupled receptor signaling pathway. Gene Ontology annotation, molecular function: neuropeptide binding; neuropeptide Y receptor activity. The coding region runs from base 333 to 1367 and encodes 344 amino acids. Gene Ontology annotation, cellular component: neuron projection; plasma membrane. The transcript has 2 exons.